Messenger RNA from Zea mays, 1780 nucleotides. RefSeq names its product putative protein kinase superfamily protein. The record is from RefSeq and is marked validated. Lineage: Eukaryota; Viridiplantae; Streptophyta; Magnoliopsida; Poales; Poaceae. Gene Ontology annotation, molecular function: protein tyrosine kinase activity; ATP binding. Gene Ontology annotation, biological process: protein phosphorylation. Bases 804 to 1538 code for a protein of 244 amino acids. The transcript has 4 exons.
GUGGUUGGAAAACCGAAGCAUUUAUCGUAUGCAAUCCACACGAAAAGUAAACCUAUCGGAAUUGCUCCGCGUACGGCGUACCACACCACCACUACACUCCAGGGUUGGCACCGCACGGCAAGCCGCAAGCGGCGGCGUGGGUUGCCGAACCCCAGUCCCCCAAUCGGCGUCGGCGCGUGGGAAUCGUCAGAAAAACGCGACGAACAGCCGAACCGGUCACACCGAAAGCGCAGUUGCGAGGCUGUUCUCCGUUGUCACGUUUCUGCCCGCAUCUCCCCUCCACCGUCCUCUAGGCUCUAGUAUUCUAGUCCUAGUCCCCCACCGGCCACCACCAGGCACCACGCCAGCCAGCCCCACCACUCCAUCCGAGUCAGAGUCUUCGGCUCCAAGCCGCCCCACUGUUCCUCCUCGACUCCAAGCACCGCGCCGGCAGCGUGAGGAGAGGGCUGUCGCGGGCCGCCCGCAGGCUCCUCUGCUGCGGCAGGGCCGCCUCCCCGGAGGACCUAUCUGAUGAAGGAAGUGGAUCAUUGAGGUGGGUGUUCUCAUUGAGAGAGCUUCGAUCAGCAACAAACAGCUUCAAUUACGAUAACAAGAUUGGAGAAGGGCCACUUGGGAGUGUGUAUUGGGGACAAGUUUGGGAUGGUUCUCAGAUCGCUGUCAAGAGGUUGAAGAGUGCAAAGAAUGGCACAGAAGCGGAAUUUGCUUCAGAAGUCGAGAUAUUGGGAAGAAUAAGACACAAAAACCUCCUGAGUUUUCGUGGAUAUUGUGCGGAUGGACCCGAACGGAUUCUGGUGUAUGACUUUAUGGCAAACUCAAGUCUCUAUGCACAUCUUCAUGGACCACAUUCUGCUGAGUGUCUCCUUGACUGGCGGAGGAGAAUAUCUAUUGCCAUCAACACUGCUCGGGCUCUCUUGUACCUUCACCACUAUGCAACACCUAAGAUAAUCCAUGGAAGCAUCAAGACCACCAAUGUGUUACUGGAUUCAGACUUCCAGGCACAUGUUGGCGAUUUCGGUCUGAUAAGGUUUAUUCCUGAUGGAAUGGAUCAUGAAAAGAUUACCAGCGAAAGCCAACGAGGCUAUCUUGCUCCUGAGUACAUUAUGUUCGGCAAACCAACUGCAGGUUGUGAUGUAUACAGCUUUGGAAUAAUACUAUUGGAGCUUGCUAGUGGCAAAAGGCCGAUAGAAAAGUCGUGUUCUGUUAAGACAUAUGGAAUUCGAAACUGGGUGCUCCCGCUGGCAAGGCAGGGUAGAUAUGAUGAAAUUGCAGACUCAAAACUGAGCGACAAGUUCUCUGAAUCUGAACUGAGAAGAAUGGUCUUAGUUGGGCUAGCAUGUACUCAUUCAGAAUCUGAAAAAAGACCAACAAUGCUUGAAGUUGUGCCGUUGCUGAAAGGCGAAUCAAAAGAAACCCUUAUUAAGCUUGAAAGAGAUGAGUUGUUCAGCUCAGACUCGAUGGUGAGUUCACAAGGAACACCAACCCCAGAUGGGGGCACAGACUCUGUGCCAAAGGAAGAUCAAGAACUGGUUGGAGCGUGAAAUGUGAUAUGUUGCUACUGUAGGCGAUGGUAGAAUGCGGAUUUGUGUUAUUGGUUGAUGAUUGGUUUGUGCGGUUUGACAUGAAUGUAAAUUGUAUAGGCAUUGUUUUCUGUAAGGAGGUAUUUACCCAUCCCUUUUGAGAGAUUAAGGAAGAGCAUGGGGGCUGGAGAUAGCUGUUUAUGCGAAGUGGUUUUUGUAUGCACCGCAUAGAAAAUGCACAUGUUUUUUCAGGAUGUUUGUAU